Onychomys torridus (southern grasshopper mouse) is the source of this 1257-nucleotide messenger RNA. RefSeq names its product oogenesin-1-like. Gene Ontology annotation, cellular component: cytoplasm. Bases 1 to 1257 code for a protein of 418 amino acids. The record is from RefSeq and is a predicted model, not a curated record. NCBI's taxonomy places the organism in Eukaryota, Metazoa, Chordata, Mammalia, Rodentia, Cricetidae. The transcript is spliced from 4 exons. Gene Ontology annotation, biological process: negative regulation of DNA-templated transcription; negative regulation of cell differentiation; positive regulation of cell population proliferation.
AUGGGAGACCGAGCCCCACCAACACUCCAGCAGCUUGCAAUCCAAGGGCUCCUGAGGGAGGAGGCCUUGGCCAUUUCUGCCCUGGAGGUGAUGCCCCCAAUGCUGCUCCCAGCAAUGUUUGAGGUGGCCUUCAAGAACAGACAGACAAACGUCCUGAGGGCCAUGGUCCUUAUUUGGCCAUUCCCAUACCUUCCUGUAGGAGCCCUGAUCAAGACCCCCCACCUGGAAAGUUUGAAGGCUCUGCUUGGUGGACUAGAUGCCUUUUUUAAACAGAUGGAUUGCCCCAGAAAGGGGAAAGUCAGAGUGCUGGAUCCUAUGGGCAUAUGGGCUGGAACCUAUGAAGGUGACUGCUCUCAACAGGUCGUGAGACAUGAGCAGCAGCCCAUGGAGACAUGUCAUGACUCAGGGAUGAAGAACAAUUUGAAGGUGGUAACUGACCUCCAACUUGUAGACAACGACACCAAACAAUAUGCCACUCACUUGGUGCGGUGGGCCGAGAAGAAAAAAGAUUCCAUUCAUCUAUGCUGUCUGAAGCUUCAGAUUUGGGAACCAUGCAUCUCCAAUGUCAUAGAGGUCUUAAAAUCUGAGUGGAUAAGCACAUUGCUCUCUCAAUUCCCCAAAUUCCAUUGCCUACAGCAUCUCUAUAUAGAUGAUAUCUACCUUCUAGUUGGCUGCAUGAGAGAGUGGCUCAGGUCCCUGAAGAAGCCCUUGGAGACCCUAUCCAUUAAGUACUGCCACCUCUCCCAGGCAGACUUGGAUCACCUGCCCCAGUGCCUGAACCUUUCUGAGCUCCGGCAUCUGCACCUCAGUUCUCUACUUUUAGCUGAGUGUCUUGGACCACUUGGACUUCUCCUGGAAAGAGUCAAAGCCACUUUGCAAAGCCUAGAACUGGAGAAAUGUUGGCUGGAGGAUUCAGGAUUCAGGGUGCUCUUGCCUGCCCUGAGCCAGUGCUCCCAGCUCACCAAGGUCAAUUUCAUUGAUAAUAAUCUGUCUCUGCCUCUCCUGAUGCAACUGCUUCACAACAUAGCCAAACUGAGCAAGCUGACCCAGGAGCUCUACCCUGCACCUCUGGAAUGCUACGAUCCUAGCGGCCUAGUACUUGUACAUCAGUUUGACCAACUUUGCCCCGAAUUCGUGGCUAUAAUAAGGACAGAAAGAAAGCCAAAAAAAGUGACUUUUGCUACAAGACAAUGCCAUAAAUGUUUCAGUUGUUCUAUCUAUGAGCUGGAGAGCAGGCAUUGCCUGUGCAGUCAAUAA